AUGCCCAUCAUCAGCAAUGCCAACCAUGACUUGAGCAAUCUCUCAGUCAGCACAGACAACAGCAGUCUUGACCUGUCUUUCUCUGAAAUUCCAGAGAGCGAAACCAUCAAAGGUGUGUACUUUCAACGGGCCCAGCGACUACACAACAUUUUGGCCUUCAGAGAUGUUGACCACAGUAAACUAGCCCUUAUCAACGUCGGAGGAGAUCGCUACACAUUUCCUUGGAGCACACUGGAGCAAUUCCCACUCACUCGUUUGGGACGGCUGUGUCACUGCAGCAGCCCAGUUGAUAUCGCUCAGCUUUGUGAUGAUUAUGAUGAGGCCCAGCGAGAGUUCUUUUUUGACCAUAGCUCGGUGGCCUUCCAGGUCAUCUUAAACUUCCUGGCUGCAGGGAAACUGAGGCUGCUGCGUCAGGUGUGUGCUGUGUCACUGUCUGACGAACUCACCUAUUGGGGCAUCGACCCUGUUCACAUGGAACGCUGCUGUCGGCGCAAGUUGUUGUCCCGUGUGGAGGAAGUAGGAGAGAAGAAAAGGAAUGAGGAAGAGAGGAGGCAGAAAAGGCUAGCCCUACAGAGCCCAUUAGCACAAGAGAAGGGCUACAUCUGGCUCAUGAGCCGGCUGCAAGAAAUAGUGGAAAACCCUCAUUCUGGCUGGCUUGGGAAAACAUUUGCCUGUUUCCCAGUGGUCAUGAUUGCUGUGACAGUUAUCAGCUUGUGUAUCAGCACCAUGCCUGAUCACGAUAACAGGAGAAGACCCCCGAAGAUGCCAGAUCAGAGUCGUGCAGUCUUUUUUGCAGCAAGGUUUGGAGCGAGGGCUGUCUCCCUCCACCCUCAAAGUCAAUGUCGCAGCAAUCGCUGCUAA
Sinocyclocheilus rhinocerous is the source of this 861-nucleotide messenger RNA. RefSeq names its product potassium voltage-gated channel subfamily G member 4-like. Gene Ontology annotation, molecular function: delayed rectifier potassium channel activity. Gene Ontology annotation, biological process: potassium ion transmembrane transport; action potential; protein homooligomerization. The coding region runs from base 1 to 861 and encodes 286 amino acids. The record is from RefSeq and is a predicted model, not a curated record. Gene Ontology annotation, cellular component: voltage-gated potassium channel complex; membrane. The transcript is spliced from 2 exons. NCBI's taxonomy places the organism in Eukaryota, Metazoa, Chordata, Actinopteri, Cypriniformes, Cyprinidae.